Molecule: messenger RNA, 756 nt
Organism: Aplysia californica (California sea hare)
Lineage: Eukaryota; Metazoa; Mollusca; Gastropoda; Aplysiida; Aplysiidae
Product: extensin-like
Exons: 1
Coding region: 1-756 (251 amino acids)
Source: RefSeq, a predicted model, not a curated record
AUGGCUCGUGUUACCCCCAUCCCCAGCACAGGACAGCGAGCCAUGUUUCACGGCUUGGGUUACCCCAACCCCCAGCACAGGACAGCGAGCCAUGUUUCACGGGUUACCCCCACCCCCAGCACAGGACAGCGAGCCAUGUUUCACUGCUUGGGUUACCCCCACCCCCAGCACAGGACAGCGAGCCAUGUUUCACAGCUCGGGUUACCCCCACCCCCAGCACAGGACAGCGAGCCAUGUUUCACGGCUUGGGUUACCCCCACCCCCAGCACAGGACAGCGAGCCAUGUUUCACGGCUUGGGUUACCCCCACCCCCAGCACAGGACAGCGAGCCAUGUUUCACGGCUCGGGUUACCCCCACCCCCAGCACAGGACAGCGAGCCAUGUUUCACGGCUUGGGUUACCCCCACCCCCAGCACAGGACAGCGAGCCAUGUUUCACGGGUUACCCCCACCCCCAGCACAGGACAGCGAGUCAUGUUCCAUGGCUCGGGUUACCCCCACCCCCAGCACUGGACAGCGAGCCAUGUUUCACGGGUUACCCCCACCCCCAGCACAGGACAGCGAGCCAUGUUUCACGGCUCGGGUUACCCCCACCCCCAGCACAGGACAGCGAGUCAUGUUCCACGGCUCGGGUUACCCCCACCCCCAGCACUGGACAGCGAGCCAUGUUUCACGGCUCGGGUUACCCCCACCCCGAGCACUGGACAGCGAGCCAUGUUACACGGCUCUCCACUUCCUUUUUCAAAUCCACACCUAA